AUAAUAAAAAAAAAAACCCCAUUUAUUUAUUUAUUUUUAAAAAGAGGAAAACCCUCGAACUUGAAUCCCCCGGAUUUUCAGUAUAUAUUCAAAAAGCAGUCGAAUUUCUAGAUGCGCCUCUCUGUCCUGUCGUCCCGAAUUCUUAGAUUGAAUCCCCAACGAGUUCUCCGGCACCCAUUUUACCCUUAUCUCCGCCGAUCAUCGGCCGCCUCUUCUAGUGGCGGCGGCGGCGGCGGCGGCAGUGACUCCGCAACCGCCAACUGUUCUUCUGAAAUGGCGUCGGCGAGUUUGAAACCGGCUGUGGCCGGGAAUCCGAAACUACUCCCGAGGGAGUUGAAUGAAGUGGUCGGCAUCGCGAGGAAGUGCUGGAUCAAGUUCAAGAAGGAGGCCGCGUUCGCAAUCUUCACUCCUUUCAUCGUUUCUCUGGCUUCUGGAAAUCUCAAGCUCGAGACGUUUAGGCAUUGCGUCGCACAGGACGCUCAUUUCCUCAAACCCUUCGCUCAAGCAUUUGAAGUUGCAGAAGAUUGUGCAGAGGAUGAUGACGCAAAGAUUGGGAUUAAUGAGUUGAAGAAGGUUACCCUUAACAAGCUCAAAAUGCAUGAUUCUUUCGCCGAGGAAUGGGGGAUUGACCCCGUGAAAGAUGCUACUCUGAAUCCAGCAACUACCAAGUGCAUAGAUUUCCUAUUGGCUACAGCAUCGGGAAAGAUUGAAGGUGCCAAAGCUUCUGGCAAACUUGUGACUCCCUUUGAGAAAACCAAGUUGUCUGCUUACACCCUUGGUGCCAUGACUCCUUGCAUGAGCCUUUAUGCCUACAUUGGUAAGGAGCUGCAGAUUUUCAUUGAUGGUGAAAGUAAUCAUCCCUACAAGAAGUGGAUUGAAAGCUACUCCUCAGAUAGUUUCCAGGCAUUUGCAUUGCAAACAGAGGAGUUGCUGGACAAGUUAAGCGUUUCUUUGACCGGGGAAGAGCUUGAUGUCAUUGAAAAACUUUAUUAUCAAGGAAUUAAACGUGAGAUUGACUUUUUCUUAGCUCAGCCGCUUGAACAGAAAUGUGUGGUACCCCUCUAUGGAGAGCCCAAUGAUCUAGAAAAGCGCCACCUGAUGAUAUUUUCUGAUUUUGAUUUGACGUGCACUACCAUAGACUCAUCUGCCAUCUUGGCUGAAAUUGCAAUUGUAACAGCUCCAAAAUCUGAUCAAAGCCAAACAGCAAAUCAAAUUGCCCGUAUGACAUCGGCUGAUCUUAGAAACACUUGGGGAGUUCUCUCCAAGAACUACACAGAAGACUAUGAGCAGUGUAUAGAGAGCAUGCUGGUCUCCGAAAAAGCUGAGAAGUUUAAUUAUGAAGCAUUGCGAAAAGCACUUGAAAAACUCUCGGAAUUUGAGAAAGUAGAAAAUCAAAGGGUGAUUGAUUCAGGAGUGCUUAAGGGUCUUAAUCUGGAAGACAUAAAACGAGCUGGGGAACGGUUGAUGCUCCAGGAUGGUUGUAUCAAUUUCUUUCAAACUCUGUUGCUAAGGAAGAAAAAUCUGAAUGCAGAUGUUCAUGUGCUCUCCUAUUGCUGGUGUGGUGACCUCAUUAGAUCUACCUUCUCAUCGGGGGGUUUAAGUGAUCAAAUGAAAGUGCAUGCAAAUGAGUUCAAAUAUGAGGAAUCUUUAUGCACGGGUGAGAUUGUGAAGAAGAUGGAGUCCCCCAUUGACAAGGUUCAAGCUUUCAGUGAAAUCCUGCAACAGAGCUGCAGUGGUGAUGGGGAUGAGAGGAGGAAGAAGAAGAGACUGACGGUUUACAUUGGGGAUUCGGUAGGGGACUUGCUUUGCUUGCUUGAAGCUGAUGUGGGAAUCGUGGUGGGUUCAAGCUCGAGCUUAAGAAGGGUUGGGAACCAUUUUGGGGUCAAAUUCGUCCCACUGUUUCCCGGCGUGGUUGAGAAGCAGAAGGCAUACCCUGCAGAGGGUGGUGGUGACCCUUGGAAGGGGCUGUCCGGCGUUCUUUACACUGCAUCUGGCUGGUCUGAGAUACAUGCUUUUCUUAUCGGCUCUUAGGUUUUGUUUUCGUUUUUUCAAAGAAAAAAAUCUGUACUACGUAAGACGAAAAAAAUUGUUAAUAGAAUUAUAGAAAUGAGAUAUGUACAUGUUGAUGGCCAAUUUUAUCGCAGGCCACGCCCCGCAACAACAUUGCUCUUAUCUCCCCUUUUGUUUUUUCCUUGUAGACAUGAUAGUAAAAAAAAAGUGGCAAU
Messenger RNA from Cuscuta campestris, 2225 nucleotides. The record is from the annotation of a GenBank genome assembly. NCBI's taxonomy places the organism in Eukaryota, Viridiplantae, Streptophyta, Magnoliopsida, Solanales, Convolvulaceae.